This is a messenger RNA of Torulaspora globosa, 2718 nucleotides long. RefSeq names its product Kap104p (gene KAP104). Gene Ontology annotation, cellular component: nucleus; cytoplasm. Gene Ontology annotation, molecular function: nuclear import signal receptor activity. The record is from RefSeq and is a predicted model, not a curated record. NCBI's taxonomy places the organism in Eukaryota, Fungi, Ascomycota, Saccharomycetes, Saccharomycetales, Saccharomycetaceae. The coding region runs from base 1 to 2718 and encodes 905 amino acids. The transcript has a single exon. Gene Ontology annotation, biological process: protein import into nucleus.
AUGUGGGUGCCUGAUGCAAAUUCUCUUUUGCAACUAGGCAUGCUUCUGAAGAGCUCAAUGGCUCAAAAUCACGACGAGCGGAGCCAAGCAAUGGACGCUCUAAAAAGCUUUGAACUGCAACCGGAGUUUCUGGAUUAUCUGUGCUAUAUGUUGAUAGAGGGCGAAACGAACGAGACACUCAGGUCACAUUUCUCCGCAGAGGACUUACAAACUAACAGAGCUACAGCAGGUCUUCUGCUCAAAAAUAAUAUGCUGGAGCAAGGUAGUCUGAUUCAUGGGCAGCAUAACCUCGAAUACGUUAAAAAAAAUAUUAUCCAUGGCCUAUAUAACAGCAAUAACGUUUUGGUGUCGAAUGUCACCGGUAUUGUCAUCACGACCCUGUUUUCAACCUAUUACAGACAACAUCGUGAGGAUCCUAUGGGUAUCGAGCUUCUUUCGCAACUGCUGGAGCUGGCUAAAAAGGGUAAUGAAGCCAGCAUUAAAGCUCUUUCCAAAAUCAUGGAGGAUAGCGCGCAAUUUUUCCAGCUCAAAUGGAGCGGCGAUAUCAAACCUAUCGAGUUGCUGAUCGAUACAUUUCUCAACUUUGCAUCAGAUCCAUCAUCAAAGACAGUGAUUAGAGCUGAGUCCAUCAAGUGCUUAAACAACAUCAUACCAUUGCAAUCACAGAGCUUUUUGGUGAGGUUGGACGAAUUCUUGGCGAUUAUCUUCAAAUUGGCACAAAUUGAUGAGAGCGAAUUAACCAGAGGACAAAUAUGCGUCGCCUUUUCAAUGCUUCUUGAAUCCAGGCCAGACAAACUCAUCGAUCAUCUUCCAGGUAUUAUAAAAUUUAUGUUGCACUUAAUAGGUACUGUAGAUGAUGAGAAAGUUGCCAUUGAAGCAUGCGAAUUUUUACAUGGUUUUGCCACAAGUUCACAAAUCCCAGAACAUAUCGUUCAGCCUUACGUCAACGAUAUAGUUCCCGUGCUGCUGGCCAAGAUGGUCUACAACGAGGACUCUAUUUUGAUGUUGGAAGCUUCAAACGAAGAAGACGCUUUUGAAGAGGACAAGGACGAAGAUAUCAAACCAGUGGCACCCCGCAUAGUGAAGAAGAGGGAUGGUGAUGAUCAAAGCGAUGACGAAGAUGGCGAUGACGAAGACGUGGACACCCAAUGGACCUUGAGAAAAUGCUCAGCUUCAACCCUAGAUGCCCUGACAUCCAUUCUACCAAGAGAUGUAAUGACUGUGGCUUUUCCCUUUCUUAGGGAGCAUUUGACCUCCGACAGAUGGUAUAUUAGAGAAGCGACUGUUUUGGCAUUGGGUGCUAUGGCGGAAGGUGGAAUGAAGUAUUUUGAUGACCAGUUGUCUACUUUGAUUCCUUUUCUUGUGCAGCAGCUGAAGGACAUUUGGGCACCAGUGAGAAAAAUAGCCUGCUGGACCUUGAGCAGGUUCUCACCGUGGAUAAUGAACGAUCAUACCGAAUUUUUGAUCCCUGUCUUGGAGCCAAUCGUCAAUACUUUGAUGGAUAAGAAAAAAGACGUGCAGGAGGCCGCCAUUAGCAGCGUCGCUGUGUUCAUUGAAAAUUGCGAUGCAGAAUUGGUGGAGACACUUCUUUACAAUGAUUUGCUAAACAGCUUCAGCAAGUGUUUUGAUUUUUACAAGAAGAAGAAUUUGAUUAUUCUUUAUGAUGCGGUAGGAAGAUUUGCUGAAAAGUGUGAGCUUAAUGAUCAUGCAAUGCAAGUCCUACUUCCACACCUCAUUUCUAAGUGGUCAUCUUUGCCAGAUGACGACAAAGAGUUGUGGCCGCUGCUGGAAUGUCUGUCGUAUGUUGCCACCUCUCUAGGUGAAAAGUUUAUGCCAAUGGCCCCUGAUGUCUACAAUAGGGCUUACAGAAUUUUGUGCCAGUGCGUGGAGUUAGAAACGAGAUCACAACAUGAUCCUACGGUUAUUGUCCCAGAGAAAGAUUUCGUUAUAACGUCCCUUGAUAUGAUAGAUGGUCUUGUUCAAGGUUUGGGGCCUCGAUCUCAAACUCUUCUCUUCCCGCAAGAAGGAAGAGACACGACACUUUUGCAAGUUCUACUCCGUUGCUUGCAGGAUCCAGUGCAUGAAGUCAGACAAAGUGGUUUCGCACUUUUAGGUGAUAUUGCCUAUUACUAUGAGCCAAGAGUUCUCUCUAAUUCCCUACCUGAAUUUUUACAGCUCAUUGGCAGCGAAAUUAUGCACAACGAUGAUCCCGAUGGUAUCCCUGCUUUGAUUAAUGCAAUUUGGUGCCUAGGUCUAAUCGGCGAACGAAUGAAUUUGAGCGAUUAUAUAAUACACUUUGCUCGUAUUCUUUUGGACCUGUUCACAAACUCGGCACAGCAGCUCGACCAGGCUGUCAAGGAGAAUCUGGCUGUCACAAUUGGACGCUUAGCGAUCACUACACCCGAGGUUUUUGCUUCUGGUUCAUUCGCAUCAGAUCUCGUCUGGCGCAAGUGGUGCCUAGCGCUGCAAAACUUGGACUCUCGAGAAGAGAAAAGUAGUGCUUUUAUGGGUUUUAUCAAAAUAAUUAAUCUCUGCGGCAACCAGGUCUCAGUGUCCGAAGAGACAUUGAAGAAGAUUAUAGAAUGUAUGUCAGCAAACGUUGACACAACUGCCUUUUCUCAAGAUUUUUAUGCAUUCUUGGUCCAAUAUGCUAGCAAAAUCCAAGGAAUACAUCUCACGUCAGAUGCGCUAGCAUUCCUUCAACAGUUCAGUAAUUAG